CAGCGCCUGCGUGUUGUUUUUAGUUGCCAAUUCAACUUAGAGACGUUUGUUAUGGUGUCUGUUCGUACAGGAGUGCUGUUAACUUCGCUGUUAAGCUGAACUGUAGUCUAAUAUACACGGUUAUUCGGCCAUAGUAAGUGUGGCCUGCUGAAGGGUGAUGAAGUGGCGGAAGUGGGCUGAGUUCAGCGUGAAAUCUACACUCCUCUUUUCCGUGUCUGCACUUCAGUGUCGGUCCUCCUCUUCCUCGCGUCUCUGCGCGAUUCAGCGCGUGUCGGAGAGCCGCUGUUACAGUCACGCCGUGAUGGCUGAAGAGGCGAAGAAACUGGCCGCCUACGCUGCUGUGGACAACCACAUACAGAACAACCAGGUGGUGGGAGUGGGGAGCGGCUCCACCAUAGUCUAUGCUGUGGACAGACUGGCUGAGCGAGUAAGGCAGGAGAAGUUGAAAAUUGUGUGCAUUCCUACGUCGUUCCAGGCUCGUCAGCUGAUUCUGCAGCAUGGCCUGUCUCUGUCAGAUUUAGACAGACACCCAGACCUGGAUGUAGCAAUCGACGGAGCUGAUGAGGUGGAUGAUUCACUCACUCUUAUUAAAGGAGGCGGAGGAUGCUUGACUCAGGAGAAAAUUGUAGCUGGCUGUGCCAAACACUUCAUCGUCAUUGCUGACUACAGGAAGGACUCGAAGGCGCUGGGACAACAGUGGAAGAAAGGCGUGCCGGUUGAAGUGGUCCCUAUGGCGUACGUGCCCGUGUCCAGGGCCAUCACUCGGCGCUUUGGUGGGGAAGCUGUGCUGAGGAUGGCUAUCAGUAAAGCGGGCCCUGUGGUGACCGAUAACAGUAACUUCAUCCUCGACUGGAAGUUUGAGCAUGCUCAGAACUGGAAAGAGGUCAACACUGCCAUCAAAAUGAUCCCAGGUGUUGUGGAGACUGGCCUGUUUGUGGGAAUGGCUGAGAAAGUUUACUUUGGGAUGGAAGAUGGAAGUGUGAAGGUCAGAGAUGCUCCAGUGAUCUGAAGAGAAACAGCAAGCUCUGUCCUUUCCUGUCCUUGAAACCUCAAGUGCCAGUUCAGUGUGCGCACACACACACGCACACACACACACACACACACACACACAGCCAGCUCUUUGUGUAGUCUACUAGGAGUAGCAAGAGCCCCUGCUGGCGAUGCAGUACACCACUAGAACAUUCCUUAUAAUCUUGUAGGUUUGUGUAUGUGUUAUAUGAAAUUAUAUGAGGGUUUAGAUCAGGGGUGUCCAAUCUUAUCCAGAAAGGGCCGGUGUGGGUGCAGGUUUUCAUUCCAACCAAGCAGAAGCCACACCUGAGUCGAUUGAAACCUAAGCUCAACUGAUUAAACAGGUGGAAUCAGGUGUGGCUCCUGCUUGGUUGGAAUGAAAACCUGCACCCACACCGGCCCUUUGCUUUGCGGAUAAGUUCGAACACCCCUGGUUUAGAUGUUCUACACAUUCUUUAUUGUUUUCUCAGUAUUUCAUUGUUUUUUCAUCCUGUUGUUGUCACAGUUUGAGUAAAUGUUGAAUCAUCCUGGGCUUCGUUAAAGACGUAGUGCAGCCUGAACAACUAGAUAGAUUAAGCCCAGUCUAACUCAUCAUUAUUCACUGAAGACCUGGGAAAAUGCCUCUUUUGUGUUUCUCACACACUGAUCUCUGUGCCUCCUGCAUCCUUUCAGUCCUUUUCUCCAAGUUGUUGCCUAUUUUCAGUGUUACUUUUGUUGAAAUUUAACCAAAGCAUAAUAGCCAUCUGCUCAUAUAAAGUUAUGCUGCAGGUAAAUACUAUUUACUACAUAGUAAUACUAGUAUCAAUACACCAACAUGCAUGUGUUUACAAUUUCUGUUUUCUUUAGUUUUGUUCAGUUUGCAGUUUUCACGGUCGAAUCAUCGUCUGUAGAUUGUUGUGACUUAAAACUUUUUUGUU
Messenger RNA from Ictalurus furcatus (blue catfish), 1925 nucleotides. It is a transcript of the gene rpia, whose product is annotated as ribose 5-phosphate isomerase A (ribose 5-phosphate epimerase). The coding region runs from base 158 to 1009 and encodes 283 amino acids. Gene Ontology annotation, cellular component: intracellular membrane-bounded organelle. Gene Ontology annotation, molecular function: ribose-5-phosphate isomerase activity. Gene Ontology annotation, biological process: D-ribose metabolic process; pentose-phosphate shunt, non-oxidative branch. The record is from RefSeq and is a predicted model, not a curated record. NCBI's taxonomy places the organism in Eukaryota, Metazoa, Chordata, Actinopteri, Siluriformes, Ictaluridae. The transcript has 9 exons.